Suncus etruscus (white-toothed pygmy shrew) is the source of this 4167-nucleotide messenger RNA. It is a transcript of the gene KIF15, whose product is annotated as kinesin family member 15. The record is from RefSeq and is a predicted model, not a curated record. Gene Ontology annotation, molecular function: microtubule motor activity; ATP binding; microtubule binding. Gene Ontology annotation, biological process: microtubule-based movement. The coding region runs from base 1 to 4167 and encodes 1388 amino acids. The transcript has 35 exons. NCBI's taxonomy places the organism in Eukaryota, Metazoa, Chordata, Mammalia, Eulipotyphla, Soricidae.
AUGGCGCCGGGCUGCAAAACUGAAUUACGCAGUGCGGCAAGUUGCCAGUCUAACCAAGCAAGUAAUGAAGGAGAUGCCAUCAAGGUUUUUGUACGGAUUCGUCCGCUUGAAGAGGGUUCGACUGAUGGAGAGCAAAAUUUAUGCUUAUCUAUGCUCUCCUCUACAACUGUACGGUUGCACUCGAACCCUGAGCCCAAGAUCUUCACCUUUGAUCAUGUUGCAGACAUGAACACUACUCAGGAGUCUGUGUUUUCAACUGUGGCCAAAGGCAUUGUGGAGUCCUGCAUGAGUGGUUACAAUGGCACCAUCUUUGCCUAUGGGCAGACUGGCUCAGGGAAAACAUUUACUAUGAUGGGACCACCUGAAUCUGAUCAUUUUUCUCAUAACCUAAGAGGAGUAAUUCCACGAAGCUUUGAAUAUUUAUUCUCCCUGAUUGACCGUGAAAAAGAAAAGGCUGGGGCUGUAAAGAGUUUCCUUUGCAAGUGUUCUUUUAUUGAAAUCUACAAUGAACAAAUCUAUGAUCUUCUGGACUCUGCAUCAGCUGGACUAUACCUCAGAGAACAUAUCAAGAAGGGAGUCUUUGUUGUUGGUGCCGUGGAGCAGGUGGUAACCUCUGCUGCUGAAGCCUAUCAGGUGCUAUCUGGAGGAUGGAGAAAUAGACGUGUGGCCUCAACAUCCAUGAAUAGAGAAUCCUCUAGGUCUCAUGCGGUCUUUACAAUCAUGAUAGAGUCCAUGGAGAAAAGCAGUGGGAUUGUGAAUAUACGGACAUCUCUACUCAAUCUGGUGGAUUUAGCAGGGUCUGAGAGGCAAAAAGAUACUCAUGCAGAAGGGGUGAGGUUGAAGGAAGCAGGUAACAUAAACAGAUCAUUGAGCUGCCUGGGCCAGGUGAUCACAGCACUUGUUGACGUGGGUAAUGGAAAGCAGAGACAUAUUUGCUACCGAGACUCCAAACUUACCUUCUUACUUCGGGAUUCCCUUGGAGGUAAUGCCAAAACAGCAAUAAUUGCAAAUGUUCAUCCAGGAUCCAGAUGUUUUGGAGAAACCCUAUCGACGCUUAAUUUUGCUCAAAGAGCCAAGCUGAUUAAAAAUAAGGCUGUGGUAAAUGAAGACACCGAAGGAAAUGUGAGCCAGCUGCAAGCUGAAGUGAAGAGGCUCAAAGAACAAAUGCUCCAGCUUAUGUCAGGGCAGAUAGUAUCAGAAAACCUUCAGAUUAGAGAUAAAGACGAGACCAAUUACAUCAAGUUUUUCCAUGAGGCGAUGCUAUUCUUUAAGAAAUCAGAACAAGAAAAAAAGGCUCUGGUAGAAAAAGUUACCCAAUUAGAAGACCUAGCCCUCAAAAAAGAAAAAUUUAUUCAGUCUAAUAAAAUGAUUGUGAAAUUCCGAGAGGACCAUAUAACGCGCCUAGAGAGGCUUCACAAAGAAUCCCGGGGCAGUUUUCUGCCUGAGGAGCAGGAUUGCUUGCUAUCAGAAUUAAGGGGUGAAAUUAAGACUCUGAGAGAACAAAUAGAGCACCACCCCAGAAUUGCAAAAUAUGCAAUGGAAAACCAUUCCCUCAGGGAGGAGAACAGAAAGUUAAGGUUAUUAGACCACGUGAAAAGAGCUGAAGAAAUAGAUGCCCAGACCAUUGCAAUACUAGAAAAAGCUUUUGCUGAAAUGUCCGAGAAAGAGAAAAAUGAAAAAAGUCAGCAAGGAUUCUCUCCUAAACCUCUAAAGGAAUCAAGAGAAUCAAGUUCAUCAGCACACACUGAGAAGUUAAAAGCACUGCUUGUGCAAAAUCAGAAAGAGCUGAAUAAUUUAAAGCAAGAAUAUGAAGAAUUCAAAGAAUUAUCUAGGAAAAAACAACUAGAAUUAGAGUCAGAACGUCAGUCUUUGCAGAAAGCCAACCUUAAUCUUGAACAUCUUUUGGAAGCAACGAAAGUCUGUAAACGGCAAGAAGUUUCCCAGCUGAACAAAAUCCAUGCUGAGACCAUCAAGAUCAUAACUACACCUACAAAAGCUUAUCAGGUUCGGUCUCGACCAUUCCCUGAGUCAAGCCCUGAAAUAGGAAGCUUUGGCUCUAAGGAUGCUGAUAAUUCUAGCAGAUUAGAAAAUGACAUUUUAAAUGAGCCCGUUCCACCUGAGAUGAAUGAACAAGCUUUGGAGGCCCUUUCUGAAGAACUUAGAAUGGUGCAGGAACAAAUGAAUAACCUUCAAAUUAAAUUGGAUGAAGAAGAGCAUAAAAACCUAAAGCUUCAGCAGCAUAUUGACAAAUUGGAACAUCAUUCUUCACAAAUGGAGGAGCUUUUCUCAUCAGAAAGAGCUGAGUGGACCAGACAACAGCAAGAACAUUCUUCACAAUUGAAUCUUCUUGAAAAGGAGCUUCAAGAUACUCAAACCAAGAAUAACCUUUUGAAAAGUGAAGUGCAAGAUCUCCGAAUCGUCCUUCAUUCUGCAGAUAAGGAACUCUCUUCUUUGAAACUGGAAUAUAGCUCAUUCCAAGACAGUCAGGAGAAGGAACUCAACAGCCUCUCUGAGAGACACAUGCAGGUUCAGCUUCAACUAGAUAAUGUCAGAUUUGAAAAUGAAAAGCUUCUUGAGAGCAAAGCCUGCCUGCAGGAUUCCUAUGAGAACUUACAAGAAGUUAUGAAGUUUGAAAUUGACCAACUGUCAAAAACCCUCCAAAACUGCAAAAAUGAAAACGAAAGUCUAAAAUCUGACCUGAAUAAUCUGGUGGAACUUUUUGAGGCAGAAAAAGAACGCAAUAACAAAUUACUACUACAAUUUGAAGAAGAUAAAGAAAACAAUUCUAAAGAAAUUUUAGAAGUUCUUGAAAUGGUACGUCAAGAGAAACAGAAAGAAAUGACCAAGUGUGAACAGCAGAUGGCUAAAGUGCAGAAACUGGAGGAGAGCUUGUGUGCUGCAGAAAAAGUAAUCAGUUCUCUUGAGAAGUCUAGAGAUGCUGACAAGGAAGUUUUAGCUGACCUCAUGAGACAGAUUCAGGAGCUGAGAACAUCAGUCUGUGAGAAAGCAGAAACUAUCGAUACCCUGAAAGAAGAACUGAAGGACAUCAAUUAUAAAUACAACUUGGCUUUGACUGACAAAGAAGAGAGCAAAGAAUUGGCUAACAGACAGGAUGCGGAGAUCCUGGACUUGAAAGAAACCCUAAGACUGAGAAUAUUCUCUGAGGAUAUAGAGAGGGAUAUGCUCUGUGAAGACUUGGCUCAUGCCACCGAACAACUGAACCUGCUCACGGAGGCCUCCAAAAACCACUCAGCACUAAUGCAGGUGGCUCAGGAGGAGCUGACCAAGAAGGAGACGCUGAUCCAGGAACUUCGGCAAGAGCUAAGCCAAAAAGACGAGGAGGUGAAACAGAAAAGAAAUGAAUAUAACUUCAAAAUGAGGCAACUAGGACAUGUCAUGGAAUCUGCUUCUGAAUAUCCCCAGAGUCCUAAAACACCACCUCAUUUUCAAACACAUUUGGCAAAACUGCUCGAAACACAAGAACAAGAGAUAGAAGAUGGGAGAGCUUCUAAGAUUUCUUUGCAGCACCUUGUAACAAAACUAAAUGAAGAGAGAGAAGUAAAAAAUGCUGAAAUCCUCAGAAUCAAGGAGCAGUUGUGUGAAAUGGAAAACAUACGCCUGGAAGCUGAACAAUUCAGAGAGAUGAACUGGCUUCUGCAGGGUCAGCUGGAUGAUAUUAAAAAACAAAAGGACGACAGCAAACAGAAUCAUCCAGAUUGUCAACAGCUGAAGAAUGAACAAGAAGUUAUUAAAGAAAAACUUGCUAAAAAUAAAUUAAUUGAAGAAAUGCUGAAAGUGAAAGCAAACCUAGAAGAAGUCCAGAGUGCCCUGCAGAACAAAGAGAUGGACUGUCUUAGAAUGAGUGAGGAAGUUGAACGAACGAGAAGUUUAGAAUCUAAAGCAUUCCAGGAAAAGGAACAAUUAAGAUCCAAGUUGGAAGAACUGUAUGAAGAAAAGGAGAGAACAUUCCAGGAGCUGGAAAUGUUAAGGAAGCAAGUGGAAUUUCUUGCUGAGGAAAAUGGCAAGUUGGUUGGUCACCAAAACCUACACCAGAAGAUACAGUAUGUGGUCCGGCUGAAGAAGGAAAAUAUCAAAUUGACUGAGGAGACAGAAAAGUUGCGUGCUGAAAAUGUAAUUUUAAAAGAAAAGAAAAGAAAUGAGUCAUAA